Molecule: messenger RNA, 1890 nt
Organism: Meloidogyne enterolobii
Lineage: Eukaryota; Metazoa; Nematoda; Chromadorea; Rhabditida; Meloidogynidae
Source: the annotation of a GenBank genome assembly
AUGAUUUUGAAUUCCAUUCUUGUUGUGGCAUUAUUUUUCAUUGAGAUAAAUGAAUUUAUUUACACCGAAGAAGAAGACGAAUCGCAAAUCGCUGGAACUCCAUCAGAACUUCAGGCAUUUGCAAACCACGAUUCAAUACAAGUUUCAUGGUUACCACCUCGAGAGGAUAAUGUUUUAAUUAGAGGAUUUCAAAUUGGUUGGGGUAUAAAUAUACCGGAUAUUGAGAAAACAAUUGUUGAUUCAAAUGUGAGGCAAUAUACAAUUCGUAAUCUUAAACCAAAUAGAGAAUAUGUUAUCUCAUUACGUGCAUUUAAUAAGAAAGGUCAAGGUUUUCCAAUUUAUGAAACCGUCAAAACGUAUUCAUCUGGCUUUUUAACAACUUUACCACCAAAUAAUUUUGUUGAAAACAUUCAUGCACCUGUCGGACUUUUUGCUGAAACUCUUUCUGCCUCACAAAUACAUUUAUAUUGGACUGAUCCAAAUGAUGAGGCCUUCAAUCAAUAUUACACAAUUAAAUAUGCAAUGAGUGGUGAAGCAGAUGGACUUGCAAAAGAAAUAAACACAAGUGAAACUGAUUAUCAAUUUGACAAUUUACGUCCUGAUACUCAAUAUGAAUUUGCAGUAAAAAUAGCUAGAACGAAUCAUUGGAGUCUUAUUGCAAUAAAUCGCACAUUUCCUGCACCUCCUUCAUCCCCACCUAGAGAUAUUACCUUAGUUGGUCCUCAAUCAGAAAAGGAUGAUCCAAAUAUUGUAACGCUUAAUUGGCAGCCGCCAAAAUAUUCAAAUGGAGAGAUUAAAGAAUAUAUUUUAUUUUAUUCAAAUAAAUUUGAUGCACCUGAAAGUGAAUGGACGAUGGAAAGUAUUAAAGGUGAUAGAUUAUCUUUACAAAUUCGAGGACUUCUUUCAAAAACAACAUAUUAUUUUAAAUUACAAGCAAAAAAUUCAAAAGGUUUUGGGCCUUUUACACCUAUUACGAGUUUUUUGACACCGGAAACUUUGGAUAUCUCCUCAAUAUCUGACCAAAAUAAUAAAUUUUCUGAUAAUGUUAACUCAACAUUUUCUCAACAAAUUGUUCAACUUUUGAGCAAAAAUCUAACAAACGUUUUUCUUGGAAUUGUUACAAUUGUUUUGUUAGUUUUGGUUGUAGCAGUUAUUAUUGCUUGUACACGAAGGAAACCUAGACGACAAACAAAUGUAAAACAUCCUCAAUAUAGUUAUAUACCUGGUAGGAAAUAUUCACAACAAACUGGUGAUGAUAAUUUGUGGAUUCAACAAAAUGGUACAAGAUUUGCUGCUGUUUUGGAUAAUUCCGGCACACUUGGACGAGCUGUUUGCGAGAACUUUGAAAUGCCAACAUCAUCUGGUGAAGAGAGGAGAAUUCUUUUGGUUGAUCGACAACAACGCGCUUUUAUUGCUUCUAAUCCACAUGCUCACUUUGGUUCACCUUCACCACAAUAUAACUCACAAUAUUUGCCACCUUCGGAUGGUCAAGAUUUGUCACGAAACUGUUACAACACAGCGAUAAUAAGUCCACAUGGAAGAAAUUUGGGUCACCCAACUCCUAAUUCAACACCAAGAAAUCCGCACGUUGUACAUACCAGAACUGAUAGACAGCAAGUCAAGGUGGAUCUUGCUGUUGGGAAUCAACGAACUGGCGCUUUUUCAAACGAGGAAUUGAUCGAUAACGAUCGAUCUGCUUCUAAGGUGCAUCCGUCGUCAAUAUCGAAUCACCAUAUAAUGGAACUAGAAGAACAUCGUCAACAGCCAAAGAUGGCUCACGUUGUUAGGCCUAUUGCUGCUAUUAAAGCAGCUAAUGCCUCGCCAUCUGCUUUUCGAAAUGUUUGUUCUUCAAACAAACCUAAAACAUCUCCAUUGAUGAAUAGUAAGUAA